UGGCGAGCAUGAAAGAAGUAUCCACUUGAUACCACGUUCACUCUUCCAGCCAUACAUCCUGUCGGAUCCAUCAAACAUGGCCAACGGGAACAAAGGUGAUGGCUCAUCGUCAUCACCAACAAAUGAGGCGGAACCAUUCAUUGCACAAGUUGGUGACUUGGGCGGACCGACGAAUGCAGGCAAAAAAGCAUUAGCAGAAAAGACAAGACAAGCAAUCAAGAAUCAUAACGGAUUCGAGAAUAAUGGAUCAUCAAGUGAAUUAAACGUGGUGGCAGCGUAUAAAGCUCACUUUCGCGAAGAUCCUUUGGCUUUUUUACAACAAGUUUGGGCUUACGGUCAAGGUUCAGGAUGGCGUGGAUAUAAUAAUUAUAUCGGUGCUCCAAUCUUGUAUCCAGGUCAAUCAGAAGCAGCCAUUCGGGAUAUCUUGAAUAGCGAUCAAGUACGAUUGCGUGUCAGAGCACUUGCAGAGAGGAGAGUUGCACAUCUUAUCUCCACACUACCGCCAGCACAAGGAUCUCUCUCUGAAUCUGAACGUCAAAAAGAGCAAAACAAGAUCGAAUCCCUUAAACGGAGGAAACAACGAGAAAUCGAAGCUCAACUCAAUGAUGUCGCUCGUGGAAUGGCAGAAGUAAGCGUAGCCCGAUUGGAUUCGAUGGCUUUCAUCAAAGUGUUUGCAGCAACGAUUAACAAUGUCUUGGUCCGAAUGUAUCAUCAAGGUAUACAUAUCAGUGUCCCACAAGUGCUAGAACUUCGAAGAGUUGCCGCAUUUUGUGCAGAGAAAAAGUAUUCAAUUUUCUUCUUGCCUUGUCACAAGAGUCAUAUCGAUUAUUUGACAUUCUCAUGGCUCAUUUUCCGUUUGGGUCUUUCUUUGCCGCACAUCAUUGCUGGUGAAAAUCUUGAUUUACCCGUCGUUGGAAAUAUUCUUCGAGGAGGAGGCGCUUUCUUUAUUCGUAGAACAUUUUCUGGCGAUGAAUUAUACCCUGCCGUCAUCAAAGAAUAUAUCGAACAACUUCUAAGCAAAGGAAAGAAUUUGGAAUGUUUCAUUGAAGGAACACGAUCAAGAACGGGAAAGCUUUUACCACCUAAAUUGGGCAUUCUCAAAUACGUCGUUGACACUCUGGUCAACAAGAGAGUAGAGGAUGUCUACAUUUGCCCCGUCAGUAUACAGUAUGAUGACGUCGUUGAAGCCGAGACGUUCAUCAGUGAAUUGCUUGGUAAGCCAAAGGAAGCCGAGUCACUACUGGGUCUUUUGAGCGGAAGUGGGUCUCUACUUUCACUGCAAAUGGGUCGAAUCGAUGUCCGCUUCAAAACACCUUGGUCAUUACGUGGAUUCAUUGACGAACAGAUAAAAAGACGUGAAGCACCUUCUCCCAAAGAUGGAUCAAAGGUCGCAUUGGACCUCCAGAAUAACAAUCACCAUAAAGUGCUCCUCUUGCGGGCAUUGGGCUACCGUGUUUUAGCAGAUAUCAAUCAAGCGGGUGUUGUGAUGCCGGCAGCUUUGGUCGGAACGGUGAUGCUGACCUUGCGUGGUAGAGGUGUAGGCAAAAUGGAAUUGGUCAAACGAGUUGAAUGGUUACGAAGUGCGAUCGAAAAGCGUGGAUUCGGGGUUGCUGAUUUCGGACAAAUGAAAACUGUUGAUGUUGUUGAGCGUACGCUUGCGGUAAUGAAAGAUUUGGUUGAAGUUCAAACGGAUGUCAUGGAACCAACAUAUAUUCCUGAGAAACGAUUCGAGUUGAGCUUCUAUCGUAAUCAAGUCAUGCACAUCUUUGUAUCUGAAUGCCUGCUAUCCGCUUCCCUGUACAUCAAAAUCAAACAAGAUGGAGGAUCGAGUCAACAACUCAUGAGCAAGGAAACCCUAACGGAAGAAUGUGGAUAUAUCUCACACAUUCUACGCAACGAAUUCGUCUUUGGUACCGAUUCUCUACAGAACAAUGUUGACAAGAUAAUACGCGAGAUGGUUGCAGAUGAUGUAUUAAAGAUCAACGAUGACGGAAUGAUUGGAUUAUCACAAAAGCAAAGGGAUGUUGGAAGACGUGAUUUUGAUACUUAUCUGUUCAUGAUUUGGCCUUUCAUUGAAGGUUAUUGGUUAGCAGCAUGUUCUCUUCUUUUGCUUGCUCAACCGCCAAACGAAAAUCAAAGUAAGAAUAGCGAUAUUCAUUGGUUUGCAGCAAAAGCAUUCGAAAAGCAAGCUCAAUUGUUCGGUAAAACGAUGUACGCUCAAGGUGAAUUGAGUUACUUGGAAGCAGUUAGCGCUCAAACUUUAUCACAAGCAAUCGCUCGAUAUGAAGAACUUGGAAUUGUGAGGAGGAAGAAAUCAUCAGGCGCUAAACCGAUUCCAUUGAUCGCCUUAAGUCCAGAUUAUGCCCCUACCUAUGAUACAAACAAAGGAAGAGCUUCUCCUUCCGGUAAACUUUGGGAAUUCUUGGAACGUUUGAAUCAUUUCAGACGUGAAGGAAAAGACCGAAGAGACGCUGACGAUGUGGUGGGUGAAACUGUGAUGAGCGUAAUACAGCAGAAUUAUCCUAAUCCAGUAGAAAGCACUAGACAAGAGAACGCAGCGAACUUGUAGACGUAAACGGGAGAAUGAAUAAUAUUUGCUGAAAAAUAAAAGA
Messenger RNA from Meira miltonrushii, 2612 nucleotides. RefSeq names its product acyltransferase. Gene Ontology annotation, cellular component: mitochondrial membrane. The record is from RefSeq and is a predicted model, not a curated record. Bases 77 to 2569 code for a protein of 830 amino acids. The transcript has a single exon. Lineage: Eukaryota; Fungi; Basidiomycota; Exobasidiomycetes; Exobasidiales; Brachybasidiaceae.